This is a messenger RNA of Funneliformis geosporum, 313 nucleotides long. The record is from the annotation of a GenBank genome assembly. Lineage: Eukaryota; Fungi; Glomeromycota; Glomeromycetes; Glomerales; Glomeraceae.
AUGACAUUAAGAAAAUUGAGAAUAAUAGGGCUUCUAAGUCUCAAAGAAUAUUUAUUGUAUCCUCCAUCAAAUGUCUUAUAUUCUUCGUAUGGUAUUAGCUUGAAAAGUUUUACAAAUGCAGUCAAUAAUCCUUCAAAUGAAGUGACACUCUGGAAAGACUUCCUCAGAAAUGUAAAUGAAUAUACAUUUGAUCAAGAAAGAAAAUACCAAAAACUGAUAUUUAUUGAAGAUUUUAAGGCAACCUUUGAAAAAAUUGUUCACAAUGCUUAUAAUGUUAAUAUUUGUAUGAUAUUGAAUGAGGUAAUCACAGAUU